Molecule: messenger RNA, 3185 nt
Organism: Helobdella robusta
Lineage: Eukaryota; Metazoa; Annelida; Clitellata; Rhynchobdellida; Glossiphoniidae
Exons: 25
Coding region: 1-2313 (770 amino acids)
Biological process (GO): fatty acid beta-oxidation
Cellular component (GO): mitochondrion; mitochondrial fatty acid beta-oxidation multienzyme complex
Molecular function (GO): NAD+ binding; long-chain (3S)-3-hydroxyacyl-CoA dehydrogenase (NAD+) activity; enoyl-CoA hydratase activity
Source: RefSeq, a predicted model, not a curated record
AUGGCGACCCAAAUUUUGACCUGUGGUUUAAAAAGUUUAUUUUUACAAAAUAUCAAAUCUAGGACAAUUCCGAUCGUUUCAUCUUUUAAAUCAAAUCUCAAAUACUCCACAGCAGCUGUGCCAGGCACAAGUCAUCUGAGUUACUAUGUCAAAGAUGGCGUUGGUGUCAUUGUGUAUGACUCUCCAGGCAGGGCUAAUGUCCUUAAUGAAAAUUCAAUGACUGACUUAAAAGCUGCCUUGGAGGCUCUCUUGAAAGACAGCCAGGUCAGUUCGAUCGUCCUUAGAUCUGCCAAAAAAGACUGCUUCAUUGCUGGGGCUGAUAUUAGUAUGUUGAAAGCAUGUGGAACCAAAGAAAAAACAGAACAAUUAUCCAAGGGUGGCCAACAGACUCUGAAAUUACUGGAGAACAGUAACAAACCUGUUGUAUCGGCCAUCAUGGGGUCGUGUCUCGGUGGAGGUCUCGAGACUGCCCUGGCCACACAUUACAGGAUAGCAGUGAUGAACAAAUCAACGCAGCUGGGAGUUCCUGAAGUAAAAUUAGGACUCUUGCCUGGAGCCGGGGGCACCCAAAGACUCCUUAAAACAAUUUCAAUAGACCAGGCCUUAGACUUAAUGCUGACGGGGAAAUCAUUGAAUGCUGAAAAAGCUAAAAGAAUUGGAUUGGUUGAUCAUGUCGUCCAAUCACUAGGGCCAGGAUUGCAUGCCCCAGACGAUGGCACCUUAUUAUACUUAGAAGAAGUAGCAAUCCAAUGUGCUAAAGAUCUGGCUUCAGGUAAACUGAAGAAGACCCCCAGAAAGAUUGCACUGCAAGAAAAGUUGAUAUCGGCCAUGUUGAAAUUCGAGUUUGGGCGAAAUUUUUUCUUCGACAAAGUGAAGCAGAAGGUCCUAAAAUCCACUAAGGGCCUCUACCCCGCCCCACUCAAAAUUAUCGAGGUUGUCAAAAAGUCAGUAGAGAAGGGUGAAGAAGUUGGCUAUGAGCUUGAGGCUAAGGCCUUUGGCGAACUCGGCGUCAGUAUGGAAAGCAAGGGCCUGAUUGGUCUGUUUGAUGGGAUGACGGCUUGCAAGAAAAAUAGAUUUGGCAAACCACAAAGGCCUGUUAAGCACUUGGCAGUUUUGGGGGCGGGUCUUAUGGGCGCGGGAAUCGCCCAGGUGACGAUCGAUAAAAACAUUGACGUCAUCAUGAAAGACGUUUCUAUAAAUAGCCUCUCCAAAGGUCAACAGCAGAUUGAAAAAGGUUUGAAGGAUGCUGUGAAGAAACGGAAAAUUACUCAAUUCGAGAGUGACAAAAUUUAUUCCCGCCUAAAUUCAACUCUGACGUACGACGACUUCAAGAAUUCUGACAUGGUUAUAGAGGCUGUCUUCGAAGACAUCGGCGUCAAACAUAAAGUCAUCAGAGAAAUUGAACAGCAUGUACCAGAUUAUUGCAUAGUAGCCACAAACACAUCUGCCUUAUCCAUUGCCAAAAUUGCUGAAGCAAGCAAGAGACCCGAAAAAAUUAUAGGCAUGCAUUACUUUUCUCCGGUCGACAAGAUGAUGUUACUGGAGUUAGUUACCUAUGACAAAACCUCAAAUGAUACCAUCGCCUCAGCAGUGGACGUUGGUUUGAAGCAGGGCAAGAUAGUGAUAACUGUUAAGGAUUCACCUGGCUUCUACACUACUAGAUGUCUUAUGGCUCUUGGCUCUGAGGCCUUUGAAAUACUCCUCGAGGGAAUGAACCCACGCGAGUUGGAUCAGGCGACGGUAAAAAUGGGAUUUCCCGUUGGAUCCGUGACGUUGAUGGAUGAGGUGGGCAUCGAUGUGGCGGCCCACAUAUCCGCCUAUCUGGCCGAUGCACUCGGAGACAGAUUGGGACUCAAUAAGCAGGACGCAAUCCUGUUCAAUGAGAUGGUUAAUAAGGGGUUUUUAGGGAGGAAGUCGAAGAGAGGUGUGUACGUGUACGAAGAUGGCAGCAAAAACAGGGAAGUUAAUGAAGGUUUCCUGAAAUUAGUGAAAAAGUUCAGCAAACCUGCAAAAAUUCCAUUGACUCCAGAAGAUAUCAGACUUAGAACGUUAGGUAGAUUCGCAAAUCAGUGUAUACUUUGUUUGCAGGAAGGAAUUCUCGCUAAUCCGUUGGAGGGUGACAUGGGAGCAGUAUUUGGACUUGGUUUUCCGCCAUUUCUUGGGGGUCCAUUUAGAUUCGCUGAUGUGUAUGGAGCCGACAAAUUGGUGAGCGGCCUACAAAGACUGGCGGACAUACACGGAGAAAGAUUGAGACCAUGCCAGCUGCUGUUAGACUACGCCAAAGAACCAUCUAAAAAAUUCCACGCCAGCUAGAAUAAAACAACAAAAAUUAUUAAUAUAAUAUAAUAUAGAAAUAAUUGUUACAGUUACUUGUUAUUAUUUUCUAAUGCUCACGAUCGAUCAAUCAGUCUGUAUUUAUUAUUUAAAGGUUAUAUAUUGGACUAUCAAGUUGACAAUAAUCUUAUGAUUAUUAUUGAUCCACUAUAAUUAAGUUACGCAGCGACAUAAUUAUUAAUACAGAUGAAAUUAUUUAACCAUUUGUUAAAUAAUUUCAGAUUUGUAAUUUGACUGUUAACGUGUGAACACUAUUAAUUUUAAUCUGUUUGACGUCUAGGUUAAAAACCUCUAUUAUUAUUAUUUCAUUAUUUAAUCUUUUUAAUACAAUCUUUUUAAUCUUUUUUACUACAGGGGUAGGCAAACUUCAACCAGCGUCAAAAAAAGAGCCACAAAUCUUAAAAAAAUUCUCCCCCGGGUCGAAAAAUUUGCUAUUUAAGUACAUAUGCGGCCCUUCAAAGGUAAAAUAGUCCUCAAUGCGGCCCUCACAGCAAAGUUUGCCCACCCCUGAAUUACCAAAUUGAUGAACUCGAAUUUUAAAAAGAAUUACAUAAUUCGCGUUUUCUUUACACAUUACAUAACGUACAUACAAUCAUGUUUCGUUAUCUAUCUACUAUAUUUAUAAUGCUAAUAUAUAUUUCUGUUUCUUAUCAUUUUGUUUUGGUUAACGUUUAAAUGUUUAUCUCUCUCUCUCUCUCUCACACACAUAUAUAUAUUUAUCUAUAUAUUAAGAUUUAUUUUAUUAAAUUUAUUUAUACAUACGUGCCUAUAUAUAUAUAUAUAUAUAUAUAUAUAUAUAUAUAUAUAUAUAUAUAUAUAUAUAAUCUAAAUUUGAAAGUAAUAUAUUUUUU